AUGGCUUCCUCAAGCGGAACAUCUUCAGGUUCAGGUUUGUCAUCUCCGGCUCAAAACUCUGGUUCGGAGGGGGAUUUGCAGCUUCUGAUGGAUCAGAGGAAGAGGAAGAGGAUGAUAUCGAAUCGUGAAUCGGCGAGGCGAUCUCGGAUGAGAAAGCAGAAGCAUCUGGACGAUCUGGUGGCUCAAGUGGCUCAGCUCAGAAAAGAGAAUCAGCAAAUUCUCACGAGCGUGAAUCUCACCACAGAACAGUACCUACGAGUUGAAUCUGAAAACUCUGUUCUCCGAGCUCAAGCCAGUGAGCUGAGAAACCGGCUCGAAUCUCUGAACGAGAUAAUCGAUUACUUGAAUGCGAACACUUUGAUUGAGCCCAACAAUGGCUUCUUCAAUCCGAUGAACAUGGGAUAUCUGAACCAUCCGAUCAUGGCUUCUGCAGAUUUAUGGCCGUGAUGAUGAAAUGAUUUAAUAAUAUUAUGUCAUGUAAUGAGAAAUCUGUCUGCUUGGGGCUUUCAGGAAUUUGAAUCAGAGUCAGUUGAGAGAUUAAAAUCACUACCAGAUAGAUAGUGAUGAUAAAUAAUGAGGUUGUAUCUUACUCUAAGGUUGCUGAAUGGUGGUUCUGUAUAUGGGGCCUCUUACGGUUUAUUGUGAUUUAAGCAUCUAUUAUUGUUGUUGUUGUUGUAUUA
Molecule: messenger RNA, 680 nt
Organism: Prosopis cineraria
Lineage: Eukaryota; Viridiplantae; Streptophyta; Magnoliopsida; Fabales; Fabaceae
Product: bZIP transcription factor 44-like
Exons: 1
Coding region: 1-447 (148 amino acids)
Biological process (GO): positive regulation of DNA-templated transcription
Cellular component (GO): nucleus
Molecular function (GO): DNA-binding transcription factor activity; transcription cis-regulatory region binding
Source: RefSeq, a predicted model, not a curated record